Messenger RNA from Camelus dromedarius (Arabian camel), 4987 nucleotides. Its product is annotated as chromatin remodeling regulator CECR2. Gene Ontology annotation, molecular function: protein binding. NCBI's taxonomy places the organism in Eukaryota, Metazoa, Chordata, Mammalia, Artiodactyla, Camelidae. The transcript is spliced from 18 exons. The coding region runs from base 6 to 4154 and encodes 1382 amino acids. The record is from RefSeq and is a predicted model, not a curated record. Gene Ontology annotation, biological process: chromatin remodeling; single fertilization. Gene Ontology annotation, cellular component: CERF complex.
CGGAGAUGCGCCCCGAGGAGGGCGGCGCGGCCGGGCUGGGCGAGCUGCGCUCGUGGUGGGAAGUGCCGGCCAUCGCGCACUUCUGCUCGCUCUUCCGCACGGCGUUCCGCCUGCCGGACUUCGAGAUCGAGGAGCUAGAAGCAGCUCUUCACAGGGACGACGCAGAGUUUAUCAGUGACCUGAUCGCCUGCCUGCUUCAGGGCUGCUACCAACGAAGGGAUAUCACGCCUCAGACGUUCCACAGCUACCUGGAGGACAUCAUCAACUACCGCUGGGAGCUGGAGGAGGGGAAGCCCAACCCCCUGCGGGAGGCCAGUUUCCAGGACCUGCCCCUUCGCACCCGUGUGGAGAUCCUCCACCGCCUCUGCGACUACCGGCUGGACGCGGACGAUGUCUUUGACCUUCUCAAGGGCCUGGAUGCAGACAGUCUCCGCGUGGAGCCGCUGGGUGAAGACAGUUCCGGGGCCCUCUACUGGUAUUUCUACGGGACCCGGAUGUACAAGGAGGCCCCUGCGCAAGGGAAGCCCAGCGGCCGGCCUCUGGGCAGGGAAAGUGAAGGACAGAAAAAUGUCUCAAGUGUUCCUGGGAAAACAGGAAAAAGAAGAGGCAGACCCCCAAAACGGAAAAAAGUGCAGGAGGAAACCACAGCGAGUGAAAAGCAGGAAGAGAACUCCUUGACAUCUGAGCCGCACACAAGAAACGGGUCGCAGGGGCCAGGGCAGGGCUCCUGGUGGCUCCUGUGUCAGACGGAAGAGGAGUGGAGACAGGUCACUGAGAGCUUUCGAGAGAGGACCUCCCUUCGGGAGCGGCAGCUUUACAAGCUCCUCAGUGAGGACUUCCUGCCCGAGAUCUGCAACAUGAUUGCCCAGAAGGAGACCCCCGUGCUCACCAAAGCAGAGAAGCAGGAGCGCAGGCAGGAGGAGGAGGAGCGGCAGCUGCUCCUGGCCGUGCAGAAGAGGGAGCAGGAGCGGAUGCUGAGGGAGGAGCGGAAGCGAGAGCUGGAGGAGAGGGUCAAGGCGGUGGAAGACCGAGCCAAGAGGAGGAAGCUGAGGGAGGAGAGGGCCUGGCUGCUGGCCCAGGGGAAGGCGCUGCCGCCGGAGCUGUCCCACCUGGACCCCCCGUCCCCGCUGCGGGAGGAGAAGAAGGCUGAAGACCUCUUUGAGCUGGACGACGCGUUCACGGCCAUGUACAAAGUCCUAGACGUGGUGAAGGCACACAAGGAUUCCUGGCCCUUUUUGGAACCUGUGGAUGAGUCGUACGCCCCGAACUAUUACCAGAUUAUUAAGGUCCCCAUGGAUAUUUCAAGCAUGGAGAAGAAACUGAACGGAGGUUUAUACUGUACCAAGGAGGAAUUUGUAAAUGACAUGAAAACUAUGUUCAGGAACUGCCGAAAAUACAACGGGGACAGUAGUGAGUACACCAAGAUGUCGGAUAACCUGGAGCGGUGCUUCCACCGGGCGAUGGCGAAGCAUUUUCCUGGCGACGACGGGGACACAGACGAGGAGUUCUGGAUCAGGGAGGAUGAGAAGCGAGAGAAGAGGCGGGGCCGGGCGGGGCGGGGCGGCGGCCACGCCUGCACCCGCUCCCGGGACCCAGAGGGGCCCAGCAGGAGACAGCAGCCCGUGGAGAAUGGGGGCAAGUCGCUGCCCCCCGGCCGCCGAGCCCCUUCUGCGCAGCCCCCUCGGGAGGGGGGCGUGUCCCGGCCCCUGCACUGCAGUGGGGGGCCUGGCCAGGCCCCCGCUCUGAACCAGACGAGGCCGGCAGUGCAGGGGGCUUUUUGUCCUCUGCGAGGGUCGGAGCUUCCCGCCACGCGUGUCUCCUCUGGAGCCCCAGAGCUGCGCCCCGGAGGGCCUGGGCAGCAGCAUCCGCCUUUAGCAGUGCAGCCUCCAGCUGGAAUUAACCACCAACGAGGACCCGGGCGAGGCAUCCCAGAUGAGAAGCCCAUGUGUGGGGCGCUGGGGCACCUCGCCGACGUGGGACCACCUCCUGGACCCCUGCAGCUCAGGCAGAUGAGCGGCCCCAGUCAGGAUGGAAACGUGUAUCCCGCCGCUCAUUUCCAGCCAGGAUUUAUUCCUCCCAGGCACGGUGGGGCCCCGGCCCGGCCCCCAGACUUUCCUGAGAGCUCGGAAAUGCCUCCUAGCCACAUGUACCAGUCGUACAAGUACCUCAAUCGAGUGCACUCUGCUGUCUGGAACGGGAACCACAGUGCUACAAACCCAGGACCCCUGGGGCCAGAUGAGAAGCCCCCCAUGGGGCCAGGACCCUCUCACCCGCCUCGCACUCUUGGGCACAUGAUGGACACCCCCGUGAUGAGACCGCCCCUCCCCCCAAACCAGUGGCCUGACCACUCGGGCUUCCUACCUCAUGGAGUCCCUUCUCCGGGGUUCCUGCGACCACCCUGUAAAGCUGGCGGACAUCGGUUGCAGCCACCUCCAUCCCCAGCGCCAGGGUCUCUGUUUGGAGCCACCGCCCAGGCCAUGCGGGGGGUGCAGGGCGGGGACUCCAUGAUGGACAGCCCGGAGAUGCUUGCCAUGCAGCAGCUGUCCUCCCGUGUGUGCCCGCCAGGCGUGCCUUACCGCUCCCGCCAGCCUGGCCCCCCACCUCUGCCUGGCCCUUUCACACAGCUUGCUCACUCGGCCCCCAGGCCUGCCCUGGGGGGCCCUGGGAGGAUGCAGGACAGCAGUGGAACACAGGAGCCUGAGGACGGCCGAGCAGACCCCUUGCCUGGGCUGGAGGAGAAACCAGCGAGCGUCGGUGCUUUGGAGGGGGUGUUCCUCAAACAGCUACCUCACCCCACAGCCCCCCUGCAGACUGACUGUGCCCGGCGGAGCUCGCCCCGGGGAAGGGACUCGGAGGCCCCCGAGCUCAGAGGCGAGCUGGGAGAGCCUGGAGGCAGCUGUAAAGGGAGCACGGGCAGGAACGCCUGGCCGUCGGGGGGCAGCUUCGCCAGCCCCGCUGCCCCAGGCUGCACCCUGGCCGACCGGGGGUCGCUGCCCGAAAACGGAGUGAGGGUGGAAGCCUCGCCGUGCGGGUCAGAGGGCAAGGGCCUUCGUGGAGGUGGUUCAGAAGAGCCGCUCUGCCCCAGGGGCCGGGCACUGAAGGAGGCUGUGCCGCCCGGUACAGACCCCGCCUGCUCCCCGCUGUACGUGCCCGGCCUGGAGUACCCCAGCUCAGCCGCGCGAUACCACAUCAGCCCCGGCCUGCAGGCUUUGGGCACUGUGAUGGGGGGCAAGCCCCCCGCCCCGCCCCCUCAGCCUUUCCCCCCUCGCGCGUUCCAGUCUCACGACCCUCAUUCUGGAGUCUUUCCCCGGUACCGCCCCCACCAGGCACUGAGGUUCCCCUACCAGCCUGCGCCACAGCCCUCCUACCGCCACUACCCGCGGACCUACUACUCCUGCCCGCAGGGCCUCCACGACUGGCAGAGACCCCUCCCCGCCCCAGGAAGCCCGAGCGGGGCCCUCUUCUCGGAUAAGAGCGCUGCGGCCGGUCUGCAGGGCUGUGAGGCGCUGAGCUCUGCCUUAACCCCCCCGACCCGAGUGCACGCGGUGGCUGCCAAGACGGCCACGGCUGAGGGGCAGAACCCUGGCCCCGAGGAGGAGAAGCCGGAUGAGUCUGUGGAGAGGCCCGAGAGUCCCAAAGAGUUCUUAGACCUGGACAACCACAACGCGGCUGCCAAGCGACAGGGUUCACUGUCAGCCAGCGAGUAUCUUUACGGAACGCCCGCUCCAGCACUGAGCUCGGGCGUGGGGUUCGGUUCGUCCGCUUUCCCACCGCAGGGCGUGAUGCUCCAGACGGCACCUCCUUACCUUCCCCCGCGGCCGGCCGGCCAUUUCCAGCCUGGCGCCUACUCCUCCCCCGUGGCGGCUCCCCCGCCUCACCACCCGGCAGCUGCCCAGCCCAACGGCCUCUCCCCGGAGUGCCCUGUCUACCGCUGCCCGGAAGAGGGCCUGGGUCAUUUUCAGGCUGUGAUGAUGGAGCAGAUCAGCUCGGGAAGUGGAAUGAGGGCGCCUUUCCAGGAAAUUUACAGACCAUCUGGGAUGCAGGUGCACCCGGCGCAGCCACGGCCCUCCUUCCCAAAGACGCCGGCAGCCGCGGCGUCGCAGGAGGAGCUGCCCCCACACAAGCCGCCCGCACUCCCUCUUGAUCAGAGCUAGUCCAAGGAGGAAGUAACCCCCAAGAAAGGAAACUGCACACGACCAGCAUGGAGAUCCGGGUCGCGGCCCCCCACCUCCGCUCCUCUCCCAGCGCCUGGACGUGCCCUCCUCACUGAUGCACCAGCUCUUGAGGACCUGGGCCCAUCGUGGAGAACAGAUGAGCUGGACCCAGGGUGGCGUUUCCAGGCCCUGAGACUCUGGUUCAGGGAAAACCAUUAAACUUGGGGGCGGUGCUUGGGGGCUGCCUGGGCAGCCACUCUCAGGUAUACACUGGGGAAGGGACGCUCGUAGUGGUGACGUGUGUGGAGCUGGGUCCAGUUUACAGAGUUUUCAUGUUGCCUUUAAGAUGAUUUCUGUUGGUGGUGAAUGUAUUGUACAUAAAGCAGGUGGGGCGGGGUGGGGGGGACAUGCAGUCUGACCCGCGAGCACACAGCCCUGCAGGACCCUCCUGUUUACAGUCCUGUCACUCUCACUCUGGGGAGCUGGAGCGGAGGCAGGGAAGGCCGCUGUGUCAGCUGAGUGGGUGGCUGCAGGGCCCACACCUCCCAGGAGCUCAGCCCAGAGACGGCGGCCCUCUCGCCUGCCCAGGGCCUGGUCUGAGAGCAGAGCUCCUCCUGGCUGGCCGGCUGCCCUGCAGGUAGUUGCAAACCAGCAUCAGGGACUGGGAUCACUGGAGUGCUUGCUUGUUGGAAGGUGCAAUGAUGCGUCCCCGUCACAGCCCUGCCCGGCCUGUGGUCUGGAAGGCGUCACCGCUUUCUGGCACGAAUCACAUUUUGUGGAAGUGACUACUCAGGUUUGUAUAUGUUUAGUAUCAAUAAAGAAACUGCACAGUU